AUGGAAGCACUACUACAGGCAGCUACCAAGACAUGCCCUUUUCUCAAACAGGCUUCAGUUUCUACGUUGAGGUCAUUUACUACGUCACCAAACUCAUUGUUCAAGACUGCCCAGUCAUGCCCUGUAAUGGCGCGAGCUAUUGCCGUGCAAGCUAACCUCAACAAUAUGGCCACUGCUUCCGUCCCUCGCUGCCCCGUCUCCCAUCACGGAAACCGACCAUCUCAUCAAAGCAUCACUCAUCACAACAAUACUCAUAACAGUAAACGCUUCUUCACAACCUCCCCAUCGCGCUCUCACGCUGCUGCCGUACCUGAAGGUGUAUCCAGUGUCAAUUCAGCCUCUCUGCCUCCUCACGGCCUCCCUACUGCCAAAACCAACUUCUCAUAUGCCGAUAAUACAGCUACAACGUCUCCGCCUCUUCCACGUCAUAAUCCAGCAAUGAAUGUAAAGGUCGAUGCUGCUACUUAUGCUCCACCAAAGGGUGAAGCAUUUGAUUAUGAUGCCUUCUAUGAACAGGAAUUGAACAAGAAGCACCAGGACAAGUCGUACCGUUAUUUUAAUAACAUCAAUCGGCUCGCUCAGAAAUACCCUCGUGCUCAUACUGGCACUGGUAAAGAGGUUACUGUAUGGUGCUCAAACGACUACUUGGGAAUGUCAAAGCAUCCUCAGGUUAUUGAAUCCAUGAAGCAAACUCUAGACAAGUAUGGAGCUGGUGCCGGAGGUACUCGUAACAUUGCCGGAAACGCUCAGCUCCACUUAUCUCUGGAACAGGAACUAGCAUCCUUACAUAAACAGGAAGCUGCUCUAGUCUUCUCGUCUUGCUUUGUAGCAAACGAUGCUACAUUAUCCACUCUAGCAUCUAAAAUGCCCGGUUGUGUCAUCUUCUCGGAUGCUUCCAACCAUGCAUCCAUGAUUCAAGGCAUCCGUCACUCGAAUGCCAAGAAGCAUGUCUUCCGUCACAACGAUUUAGCUCAUCUGGAAUCUCUCUUGGCUCAAUAUGAUACCUCUGUACCUAAAAUCAUUGCUUUUGAAUCUGUCUACUCCAUGUCUGGAUCGGUAGGACCCAUCACCGCUAUCUGUGAUCUGGCCAAAAAGUAUAAUGCACUCACCUUCUUGGAUGAGGUCCAUGCUGUUGGAAUGUAUGGAAACUCUGGUGGUGGUGUCGCUGACUUGAUUAAUGUAAUGCCUGAUGUGGACAUCAUUACUGGUACUUUGGGCAAGGCAUUCGGGGUUGUUGGUGGCUAUAUCGGUAUGUUGGUGACCGCAUCAUUCUUCUUCACUAAUGAGGGUUUUUACUUAUCAUCCGUCUUGCCCGUUUCUCUAGCUGGUAAAGCUGCCUUGGUCGAUGUAGUUCGAUCAUACGCUCCUGGCUUCAUCUUCACUACGUCUCUACCACCUGCUAUUGUAGCAGGUUCAUUGACUGCCAUCCGUCAUCUUAGAUCCUCUCAAAUGGAACGUGCUCUUCAACAACACCAUACCCUUGAAUUAAAGAACCGUCUAGCUGAUUUAGGAAUCCCAGUAGUACCAAACCCAUCACACAUAAUCCCCGUAUUAGUAGGUGAUGCCGAAGUAUCUAAACAGGUAUCCGACGAACUCUUGGCCAAAUACGACAUCUAUGUCCAAUCCAUCAACUUCCCUACCGUCGCUGUUGGAGAAGAACGUCUCCGUAUUACUCCUACACCUGGACAUAAAGCUGAGCUCAUGGAACCACUAAUUGAUGCCUUGACUACCAUCUGGCGUGAACGUGGUCUCCGCAUGAACAAGGACUGGGAAGCUGCAGGUGGUAAAGCUGGUGUUGGAUGUGGUAUUGAGGUAGCUCAAAUGGUUACCCCUGAAAGCUACGCUGAUGUACUUGGAAUGCCUCAGGCUCGUAUUCCUAUUGCUGCUACUGCAUAA
This is a messenger RNA of Synchytrium microbalum, 1896 nucleotides long. RefSeq names its product 5-aminolevulinate synthase (gene HEM1). Gene Ontology annotation, cellular component: mitochondrion; mitochondrial matrix. NCBI's taxonomy places the organism in Eukaryota, Fungi, Chytridiomycota, Chytridiomycetes, Synchytriales, Synchytriaceae. Gene Ontology annotation, biological process: heme biosynthetic process. The record is from RefSeq and is a predicted model, not a curated record. Bases 1 to 1896 code for a protein of 631 amino acids. The transcript has 2 exons. Gene Ontology annotation, molecular function: 5-aminolevulinate synthase activity; pyridoxal phosphate binding.